GGAGAGAAGGGAGGGUGGGGAAUCGUAGCGGGAUAGAGCAAGAUUACAACAAAGCUCAUUCACACGCUGUCUUGGAUAACACCUGACAUCAUCAUCUCGGAGCGCGCUCGUCGGGUGAAGAGUGUUUGAUUAGUGUGUGCUGCACACACAAUUUAGCAAUUUGCUCCUACCCGAGAUGGUUUUCUCGCCUGCAUUUUGGAGGGAACCUGCAUUUUGAAGGAGCAGCUGGCGAGUAACUGCUCCGCUGCUCUAAACGCUGGCCGGUGAGUCGCAGCCUGCGGUCGGCCGUCUGGUGGACCGAUCCGUGGGAACGGUUGCAAGAAAGUGAAAAGUUCCUCGUCCAUGAACACCCAUCGCAGCAAUAAAAUCGCUACUGGUUUUGAAACAGAGCACCGGAUGGUGGCCCGCAACAGAGGAUCUGUAGGACGCGAAGGAGUGACGAGUGGUGCGUGACAAGACGCGGCGCCGCUCACCUGAACUACCUGAGACCCACCGCGGCGCGGACACACUCCCGCGGGGCGCGUUCCCUCUGUGGUGCGUCGCCAUGGCCCACGUUCCGGCCGAUCGGGUGGUGGUAUCCCAUAUAUAUGUUUGAUGUGAAAUCAAUCGACGGUGAUUUGAAGCUUGUGUGCGGGGUGGGGGGAGGGGGGUACCACAGCUGUAAGAACUCUCGGCGUGGUGACUACCUGGUGGAGGUCCGGCUCGCUCUCUCCCGAACAGAAGAGGAUGCUGACCGGAGCGUCAUUAUGCUCGGGACUCGGGAGGACGGUCUCUAAACACGAGGAGCUACCAUAAUGACAUUUGGUUAACAGACGCUGGCCCCUUUAUAACACAACCUCGAUAAUUUCAAAUCGGAUAUAUUUUUUAUAAAAAAUUAAAAUAAAAUAAAUCUCAACGAAGAACCUCCAACCGGACCGACAUCCGACCGACGGCAGACGGGUCCUCCAUCCUAGGCUCGGUCCGGCCCGCCCGCCGGGGAGAUGGCUGCGAUCGCCAGCUCCCUGAUUCGCCAGAGGCGCGCAGCACGGGAAUCGAACAGCGAUCGGGUGUCAACCUCUAAACGUCGCCCCAGCCCGAGCAAAGACCCGCGCUCCAUAUGCGAGAGGCAUUUUUUAGGGGUGUUCAGCAAGGUCCGCUUCUGCAGCGGGAAGAAACGACCCGCGCAGCGGAAAAGAACAGAUGCACCCUCCAAACCUCCACAGGUGUCCCGUAAGGGCUGCAGGCUAGAGCCACAGCUGAAAGGCAUCGUGACACGGCUGUUCAGCCAGCAGGGGUUCUACCUGCAGAUGCAGCCAGAUGGAACCAUCGACGGCAGCAAAGACGAGAACAGCGACAGCACCCUGUUUAACCUCAUCCCUGUGGGUCUGAGAGUCGUGGCCAUUCAGGGGCUGAAGAGUGGGUUCUACAUCGGCAUGAACGGGGAAGGCAUGCUCUACAGAUCGGAGGUGUUCACACCAGAGUGCAAGUUCAAGGAGUCGGUGUUUGAGAGCUACUACGUCAUCUACUCGUCCACAGUGUACCGGCAGCAGGAGUCGGGCCGUGCCUGGUUCCUGGGCCUCACCAAAGACGGACAGGUCAUGAAGGGCAACCGCGCCAAGAAGACCAAGCCCUCCUCACACUUUGUCCCCCGGCCCAUUGAAGUGUGUAUGUACCGGGAGCCGUCAAUGCAUGAGAUCGAGGAGAAGCAGCGCUCCAGGAAGAGCUCAGGGACUCCCGCUAUGAAUGGAGGAAAAGCCGUCAAUCAGAACUGUUCAUAGCAUCAGGGGGCGGGGCUUCCAUCGGGGGGAGGUGUGACCUCCUCUUAAUUUAAAGGGGAGGAGUCAUCACCAAACCCCUUACAAAAUACGCACCACUAUACCCUCUGUCUAGGGGAGGGGGGAGUUGCCGCGACAACCAGGAGCUUGUACUGUACACCCAACCAAUCAAAAAAGAACAGCAACUUAACUGAACUCUUGCCUGUGAAAUUCUUUUAGAUGAAUUAUUAUUAAUCCAGACGAUAUGAAAGAAACAUUUUCAAUCAGGAUUUGACCUUAACAUUUUAUGCAAAAAAGAGAAAAAGCUGUGACAAACAUAAGAAUGGUGGUCUCUCGUCAUAUAAAUACAAAUAUCUAUAGUUUCCAAUUUAUGCUGUGAAAAAUUAGCUUUAAAGACAUGUUACAAAUGUCAUGCAUUGGUUAGAUAUAUAUUUUUUGGAUUGCCGUGACACUUCCACACGCUUAAUGGUGUUAUUGUUGUCAAUAAUAACAGUUAUUGAUUUUGUUUUAAUUAAUAACGAUCAGUACUACUCUGUUGUUACCUCACCAGCUCGGUUAGCGACCACGUCGACUCCGCCUCUUGUUUUUUCUAGAGACUUAUCACUAAAGAGAAAGUCGUUUCCACUGCUUGACGGUGAAUGUGCUCUCACGCAAACUAGUCAGAGUGUCGGGAGGUCGGACUGAAUGUACUGUAAUGUCAGAAUCUGAUUGGUGGAGAUAUGGGUGUGGGGGUUGGGCCGUGCGAUCUGAUUUGCUCAGGGUGCUGUACUGUAAGUGCGAGUGAUUGGUUGUUUAUCCACGGGACAAAUCGGAUUGUUCCAGAAGCUUCUUGGAAGAAUCCCCUCCCCCUCCCUGGCCAGGCAGUGGGACUGUUAUAAGCAAUACAACUCAGUCAAGAGAUGUCUCAAACGAAUCUCCAAGCGGCACUAAUUGCAAUGAGUGUGCGUUCGAACGUCAUUGGCUUGUGAAAGAUUGAUGCACGUUAAAAAGCAGGGUUUUUCAAAUUGUCCAGAGAGACAGAGGUUUGCUCAAGGGUCAACGGUAGUCCUCCUAGCAGUUCCUUCAGUAACAUGAGAGGAAAAGCAAACUUCUUUUUAAAUGGCGUUAAACGGCGCGUUGCUCUCUCUCUCCCAGAGUUCCGAGGGGGCGAGGUAAUGGUGGUGAUGAUGAUCACGACCACUGUGAUAGCCACGGACGGUUAUCCUCAUCAUUUGCACCUCGAGAAUCACAGCUCUCUCUGCUCUGCAAUUUGUAUGACUGGGGUCUUGACCGCAAAAAUCAUACAAAAAUAAAUAAAAAAUAAAAAAAACAAUCACAACAAAAAAAUAAUACAUAUAUAGCAUUUGUGCUUUCAAUAUAUAUGAACAAAACAUGAUGUCAUCUUUGAUAAAGAAAAAAAAAA
Messenger RNA from Gadus morhua (Atlantic cod), 3156 nucleotides. It is a transcript of the gene fgf12a, whose product is annotated as fibroblast growth factor 12a. The transcript has 6 exons. The record is from RefSeq and is a predicted model, not a curated record. The coding region runs from base 981 to 1757 and encodes 258 amino acids. Gene Ontology annotation, molecular function: growth factor activity. NCBI's taxonomy places the organism in Eukaryota, Metazoa, Chordata, Actinopteri, Gadiformes, Gadidae.